GAUGCUGCCUGACCUGCUGCACUUUUCCAGCAACACAUUUUCAGCUUUGAAAAUAAAUAGCUUGUUUCGAGGCUAAAUGCCAUAAUUGUAUUUGCUGCAAGUCUGAACCAAUAAUUUAGUUUGUAUCAUGGUUGAUCUUAGUGGAAGUAAGUUUUAUUUUUAUUCAUUCAUGGUGUUUGGACUUUGCUGGCUGGGCCAUUGUCCUUAGCGCUGGUGAACUUUCUUCUUGAACCACUACAGUGCUAUUAGAGUAGGACUUCUAGGAUUUUGACCCAGUGACUUUUAAAGAACUGUCAUGCUGUGAACAAAUGGGAGUUCAUUGAGUAAAUUCUCAAAGCUGAUGUUACAUUCCAGCUACUCGUUGCAUCCUCUUGAAGUUUUGCACUUGUAAAUUCGAAAUGCACUUUAAAGUUGAAGCCUAAUCCCCUGAUAAAUCAAACAAUCAGCACAUUUGUCAAGUGGUAUGCAAGGUCCGUGAUGAACCUGUUUUGAUUGUUUCCUGUGCCACUUGCACACUGACAAUAAAUUAUUUUGUAACAUUUGUGAGCCAUUGUUCAGUGUUCUUUUUGAGUUCUUGUUAUUUGUGCCUUGUUCCUAUACAAAACUGAUGUUUGAAAUGACUGCUGUUAUUUUUUUCUUGAAUUUGAUUUCCUGUGUUUUGUUACAUGUUAAUGUUAUAGUAAUUAUUAAAAAUGUGUUCAUGGGUUGUGAGCGUCACUGGCGAGGCCAUUAUUUUAUUGCCCAUCCCUAAUUGUCCUGGAGAAGCUGGUGGUGAGCUGUCUUCCUGAACUGCUGCAGUGUGUGUGUGUGCAUAUGUUGGGGAAGUUAAUGAUGUGGGUGGAGCUGUUCGGACACUCACAUUAAUGUUGUUUGUUAAUGUAAGGGGGAGGCAAUGGCCAAGUAGUCUAAUCGCUGGACUAUUUAUCCAGGGACCCAGAUAACAUUCUGAAAACCUGAGUUCAAAUCCCGCCUUGGCAGAUGGUGGAAUUUGAAUUCAAUAAAUAUCUGGAAUGAAGUAUUUAACGAUGACCAUGAAUCCAUGUCAGUUGUUGGAAAAGCCCAUCACUAAUGUUGUUUAGGAAAGGAAACAUACCAUCCUUCCUUGGCCUGGCCUACAUGUGACUCCAGACCAACAGCAAUGUGGUUGACUCUUAACUGCCCUCUCGGCAAUUAGGGAUGGGCAAUAAAUGAGGGUGAGGCCAGCAACACCCUCAUCCCGUGAAAUGAGUAAAGGGAUAAAAAGGGCAAGGGAUGCACGUUAAGGGAAGAAAUCUGUGAAUUUCUGAUAAAAGUUUGGAUGUUAUAAUUUCCAGGUCUUGCAUUUGUGGUUCUUUUUAAGCAUUCUAUGUUUUAAUGGCAUGAUAAGUUAUUGCAUGACUGACUUUUUAGGUGAUUUAUGAAAAUGAUAGCAAGCACUUUCACACAGUGAAAUUGCACACUAAGUCAUUGGAAAAUAAAGUGUGAGCCGAGACAGUGAAUAUUGCCAACUGACUUGACCACAGAAGUGAAGGUAAAGAACCACAGCUAAGCACAAUGCUCUUGCCAAACACCCAGGCCUGCAUUUGCAGAUGCGAUUGUCGUAAUGUGAUCAGCAAUAGGAGCUUUUUCUUAACCUAAUUUGACGUUGAAUCUAGUUGUAUCACUGUCAUCACCACUUCAUUAAUAUCUGCAUGCAGUGUAUUUAACUGCAGUCAUUGGGACUGUUGUUCGUGACUUUUUAACAUGCUCCAUGUAAUAUUACAGAGGAAUAAUUGUACAAAUAUUUCUGCAGGCUUUUUCACACACAGUUUUCAAUCAUAAUAUAGCUGGGAGCUUUGUGAAUCUAAUAGAUGUGCCCUUUUGUGGAGGAGGAGAAUGUGUGCUCUCCAAGAUUCUAUAAUAUUGAUACUUUUAAGUGGGAUAUUCUGGGUACGUUUUCAAAAAAGAAAGAAGGUAAUGGAUUUUAGGUGUAGGGGAGUCGUAUCUUUCCGAAAAGAUAGUUUUGAAUGUUCUGUUUAUGAUAGGCAAUCCUGUUCUCAUUCAUUUUCCGCACAUCUGUUUAAACAUGAAUUUUCAGUAUUAAGACUAAGUUAUUCAAUAUUUGUGGCAUUGCAACCAAAUCUGAUGUCUUUACGCAUUAAGCAUGUGUGCUGAUCUGUACGGGUUAAUGAUUAGUCGAGCUGCUAAAAUUAGAAACCGUGACAUUGGAGAUAAGAAAGCAAAAAAUUGAUGAGGUGCUGGCUUCUGAUCCCUAUAGAGAUGACUUCAAGAAGUAAAGCUGAGAUGACCCAUGCAGGCAUCAUCAGGAAUGAGGCCUGUAGAGAGAGGAGGAGAACCUCUUCUAGGUCGGCUGUAGAGAGAAGAGGAGACUCACUUUUGUCUGGGAUGUCCAUUACCCUUGGGCUCCCAGGUGGGCAAUGGCCACUUUGGUAAUGUACUGAAGAUCAACAACUGCAGUUGCAACCCAAACCAGAGAGUCAGCUUCUAUAUAGGCAAUAAGGAGCUGUUAAUACUGACCUGGCAAUUCUCUAUCAGCCACACCCUCUUAAUAUGAAAACCUGUGCAUGAUGUACAAUUCCUGACCAAUUAGCGUGCCACAUUCAAAUUACUGUCUCCUUUUACUCCCUUUCUUGUUGGUCUCUACUUUUUAAGGUUCUUGAUACUGAGAAGUAAUUUGUGACCUGUUAUUUUGUAGCCUUCUGGCACAAUGGUAGGGAAUGAUGACAAGCCUUUGCAAUCAAAUCUGUUCUAGAAUUAAAAUAACGCCCAGUCCCAGCACAAUAUCUUGUCUGUUUCCCAUCAGGGUUACAGUGGUACACAGUGGCUUGUUUAAUUCAUUUCCUCUCCCUCUUAUACCAGCUGGAGAAUUUGAAUUUUUGUUUUAGUAAUAUUUUGAAAAAGGUAAAUUAUAAAGAUGAAUAAUUUGAGAGAAAUCCUAGAUUAACUUUCAGCACCAGUAAAUGUUAAUAUUUAAAUGUAGUGAAGCAGGAAAGGGGGUGUCUUUUAUUCACAGAGACUCAGUCUUGAAUUGAAGUGGUAUUUUUCAGGGUCAUUCACUUGCGUAGUACCAGCUGAGCCUAUCCUCUGGGACGUGACGUAAUCACCAGGCAGGGCUCUUGUGGUCUGCUACGAGGCUGAACAGCUUGUGAAAUCCUGUCUUUGUCAUCACAGUGAAGCUCUGAAAGGGUUACGCAAACUUGAUGGUUGGGAACCAGCAAGAGAGCAAUGAUAAUUCGGCAUUUUCUGCAGCACAUAAUCCUGCUCUUGUCAUCUGAUGGGUACAAAGCUAAAUUUAUCAUGUCCUUGCAAACAGCCUGUUCCCUUGUGCUCAUUUGGAUGAUGGGAAUGUUGUUUUAGGGCUAUGUAUAAAAGACUUCAUUCACCUAGUAAUGUUGUGUUCGCUUCUCGCGUCACGAUUGUGACCUUGUUUCCUGUGUGUUUUAUGGAGGAGGGGUUAUCAUGUACUUCAAUAUUUUACAAGUAAAUUGUUCCAUUUUAUUAGUGAGAAGGCUGCAGUCCACACAUCCUCCUUGUGUGUACCUGGCAUCUAUAUAAGCAGAAAAUAUUCCCAACACAUAUUACAUGAUUGAGGGGAUUUUCAGAUGGAUUGGGAUUUUGUGUAUGUGAAAUUUGCCAGGGUGUGGAUCCCUGAUACAGAGGAUGUCUGGAAAUCCGCGGAGCUUCUGAAAGACUACAAGCCAGGAGACACAGUGCUUCAUCUGAAAUUCGAGGAUGAGCAGGAAACUCAAUAUAACAUCGAUCCACAAACGAAGGAGCUUCCACCCCUGCGAAACCCUGACAUCCUUGUGGGUGAAAAUGACCUCACAGCACUCAGUUAUCUCCAUGAGCCAGCUGUGCUGCACAACCUUAAAGUACGCUUCAUGGAUUCGAAGCUCAUCUAUACUUACUGCGGUAUUGUUUUGGUAGCCAUCAAUCCUUAUGAACAGUUACCUAUCUAUGGAGAAGAUAUCAUCAAUGCCUAUAGUGGGCAGAACAUGGGAGACAUGGAUCCUCAUAUCUUUGCUGUGGCUGAGGAGGCAUACAAGCAAAUGGCGAGAGAUGAACGGAAUCAAUCAAUCAUUGUUAGCGGAGAGUCUGGAGCAGGGAAGACUGUCUCAGCUAAAUAUGCCAUGCGAUACUUUGCGACAGUCAGCGGUUCUGCCAGUGAGACUAAUGUAGAAGAGAAGGUCCUGGCUUCAAACCCCAUCAUGGAGUCAAUUGGAAACGCAAAGACGACCAGGAAUGAUAACAGUAGUCGAUUUGGGAAAUACAUUGAAAUUGGAUUUGACAAAAGGUAUCGUAUCAUAGGAGCUAACAUGAGAACCUACCUGCUGGAAAAGUCGAGAGUUGUGUUUCAGGCUGAGGACGAAAGAAAUUAUCAUAUUCUGUACCAGCUGUGUGCCUCUAAACAUUUACCAGAAUUCAAAGCUCUCAGGCUGAGCAAUGCUGAAAACUUCCACUACACAAAUUUGGGAGGUAAUCCGAUGAUUGAGGGAAUAGAUGACGCCAAAGAAAUGAUGAAUACCAGGCAGGCUUGCUCUUUACUAGGUAUUAAUGACUCCUACCAAAUGGGAGUCUUCCAUAUUCUUGGAGCAAUUCUUCACUUGGGAAACGUGACAAUUAAAUCGAACGAGCGUGAUGCUGACAACUGUUUUAUCCCGCCAAACACUGAACACCUGAUCAUCUUCUGUGAGCUGCUGGGCGUGGACUAUGAGCAGAUGUCUCACUGGCUGUGUCACAGGAAGAUUGUCACUGGCUCAGAGACCUACAUCAAGCCCAUGCCCAAAUUCCAAGCCAUCAAUGCCAGAGAUGCUCUGGCAAAACAUAUCUAUGCCAGUCUCUUCAACUGGAUUGUACUCCAUGUCAACCAGGCUCUGCAAGCUUCAGUAAAGCAACAUUCAUUUAUCGGUGUGCUGGAUAUAUACGGAUUUGAGACUUUUGAAAUAAACAGUUUUGAACAAUUCUGCAUCAAUUAUGCUAACGAAAAAUUACAGCAGCAGUUUAACAUGCAUGUCUUCAAGCUAGAGCAGGAAGAGUACAUGAAGGAGCAGAUUCCAUGGACACUCAUAGAUUUUUAUGACAAUCAGCCUUGUAUCAACCUAAUUGAAGCUAAACUUGGCAUCCUGGACCUAUUAGAUGAAGAGUGUAAGAUGCCCAAAGGAUCUGAUGACACGUGGGCUCAGAAGCUUUAUAACACUCACUUAAACAAGAGUGCGCUGUUUUAUAAACCACGCUUAUCAAACAAGGCCUUCAUCAUCCAGCACUUUGCUGACAAGGUUGAGUACCAGUGUGAGGGCUUCUUAGAAAAGAAGAGCAGCCAUUACUCGUUCCCUGCCCCCCCCCCUCCCCCCCACUGCAAAGAUUUAACCUCCGUUGUCAGGGUGAUAGCUGCAGGAAGAUUUUGGAUAACAGUGGGCCCUUUGUUGUGUUCCAGCUAUGCUCAGUUCCUCCGCAGGACCAGAGCAGCAAUCAUCAUCCAGAAAUACCAGCGAAUGUAUGCAGCUCAGCAAAAGUUCCUGCGGAUCCGAUCAGCGACCAUUAUUAUCCAGUCAUUUGUGCGAGGCUUUCAUGGAAGGCGACAAUACAAGGCGAUCCUCCGGGAACAGAAAGCUACCAUCCUUCAGAAGCACGUACGUGGCUGGAUGGCGAAACUCAAAUACAGGAGGAUCCAGCACGCCAUCGUCUACCUACAGUGUUGCUACCGCCGCAUGAUGGCAAAGCGGGAGCUUAAGAAACUGAAGAUUGAAGCAAGAUCAGUAGAGCACUACAAGACCCUCAACAUUGGCAUGGAGAACAAGAUUGUGCAGCUACAGUGCAAAGUCAACAACCAGACAAAAGAGAUUAAAUCGCUGCUGGAGAAGUUGAGCAAUUUGGAGGUCAUUUAUACCAACGCUACGGAGAAGUUGCGGACAGAGGUCGAUCGGCUGCGUGUAAACGAAGAAAAUGCCAAAGUGUCCUCCAACAAGAUAACCAGCCUGUUGGAGGAGAUCGCAAUUCUACGGAAGGAACUCAAGGAAACGCAGGCUCAGAAAAAACACCUUGAGGAAGGAGCAAUGAAAUAUAAAGAGGAAACAGAACUGAUGGUGUCUCAGCUUAAGGAGCAGAACAGUUUACUGAAGAAAGAGAAAGAGGAUCUGAAUCUUCAAAUUCAGGAACAGGCCAAAGAGAUAACAGAGUCAAUGGAGAAGAGAAUGGAGGAAGAGACCAAACAGCUUCAGAUUGACCUCAAUGAUGAGAGGUCCAGGUACCAGUCUCUUCUUAAUGAGUUCUGCCGAUUAGAGGAACGUUACGAUAACUUGAAAGAAGAAAUAUCUUUGGUUAAUGUGUUGAAGCCUGGUCACAGAAGGACAGAUUCCACGCACAGUAGUAAUGAGUCUGAGUACACCUACAACUCCCUGCUUUCCUCUGAGCCGGGGGAAGCUGAGGAUGGGACACGAAGACCAGAGGAGUUUCCAGAACAGAGAGGUGCUCUGGAUAUGUCCCUGUUCCUGAAACUUCAGAAGCGUGUGACUGAGCUGGAACAGGAGAAGCAAGCCUUACAGGAAGAACUCGAUCGGAAAGAGGAACAAGCAUUACGAAGCAAAGCAAAGGAAGCGGAAGAUCAGCAAGUUAAAGCUAGGGGAGCUGAGCUGGAGUAUGAAUCCCUCAAGAGGCAAGAACUAGAGUCUGAGAAUAAGAAGCUAAAGAAUGAACUCAAUGAACUGCACAGAGCCCUGAACGAGAAGGCUUCCCCACAUGUGACAGCCCCUGGUUCUCCUGCUUACAAAGUUCUACUUGACCAGUUGACUGCAUCAAGUGAAGAGCUGGAGGUUCGUAAAGAGGAAGUUCUCAUUCUGCGGUCCCAGUUGGUCAGUCAAAAGGAAGCAAUGGCACAUAAGGAAAGUAAGGAGACGAUGACAGACCCGAUGGUCCUCUUGGAGGAUGUACGUAAGAUGAAGGAUCAAGGUGAAAUAACCCAAGCAUACUUGGGACUUAAAGAAACCAACAGAUUGCUGGAAUCUCAGCUUCAGGGUCAGAAAAAGAACUAUGAGAAUGAGCUGGAGAUCUUACGCGGGGAGGUGCAGAAUUUGAAAGAGGAGAUCAAUCGUCAGCAGCAGUUAUUGGCCCAGAACUUGCAACUGCCCCCAGAGGCCCGCAUUGAGGCCAGUCUGCAACACGAGAUAACUAGGUUAACCAAUGAAAAUCUUUAUUAUGAGGAGUUAUAUGCAGAUGACCCCAUGAAGUAUCAGUUCUACAGGAUUUCGCUUUACAAACGGAUCAUUGAUCUUAUGGAACAACUUGAAAAACAGGACAAGAUUGUCCGGAAGUUGAAAAAGCAGCUUAAAGUAUUUGCAAAGAAAAUUGGAGAACUAGAAGUGGGUCAGACAGAGAACGUAUCUCCAGCUCAGCUGGCAGAUGAACCCAUCCGGCCUGUGAAUAUUCCAAGGAAAGAAAAGGAUUUCCAGGGAAUGUUGGAGUACAAGAAGGAUGAUGAGCUUAAGCUUAUCAAGAAUCUUAUCUUAGAGCUAAAGCCUCGUGGUGUGGCUGUUAACCUGAUCCCUGGAUUGCCAGCGUACAUCCUGUUUAUGUGUGUACGUCAUGCUGAUUAUAUUAAUGAUGACCAGAGAGUCCGGUCCCUACUGACAUCAACUAUUAAUGGCAUCAAGAAAAUCUUGAAGAAAAGAAGCGAUGACUUUGAAAUUGUGUCAUUCUGGUUGUCCAACACUUGUCGUUUCUUGCAUUGUCUUAAGCAGUACAGUGGGGAAGAGGCAUUUAUGAAGCACAACACUCCUCGACAGAAUGAUCAUUGCUUGAGAAACUUUGACCUUGCUGAGUACAGGCAGGUCAUAAGUGACCUGGCAAUUCAGAUAUACCAACAGCUGACCAAGGUCAUGGAAAAUAUCUUGCAGCCAAUGAUCGUUUCAGGUAUGUUGGAACAUGAAACUAUUCAGGGAGUAUCUGGCCUAAAGCCCACGGGUCUACGGAAGAGGACUUCCAGUGUUGCAGAUGAAGGUACCUACACUCUAGAUUCCAUUGUCCGACAACUGAAUAAUUUCCAUUCCACAAUGUGUCAGCAUGGCAUGGAUCCAGAGCUCAUCAAACAGAUCGUCAGGCAGAUGUUCUACAUCAUCGGUUCCGUCACCCUCAACAACUUGCUUCUUCGCAAGGACAUGUGUUCAUGGAGCAAAGGAAUGCAGAUCAGGUACAAUGUCAGCCAACUCGAAGAGUGGCUGCGGGACAAGAACCUGCAGAAUAGUGGGGCGAAAGAAACUCUUGAACCUUUAAUUCAGGCUGCACAGCUCCUGCAGGUGAAAAAGAAGACUGAUGAGGAUGCAGAGGCCAUUUGCUCCAUGUGUAAUAAUCUUACCACUGCUCAGAUUGUGAAAGUCCUAAAUCUGUACACUCCUGUUAAUGAGUUUGAAGAACGUGUCACUGCCUCAUUCAUACGCACUAUUCAGGUUCGUUUACAAAAUCGAAAAGACUCUCCUCAGCUUCUAAUGGAUGCAAAAUUCAUAUUUCCAGUUACAUUCCCAUUCAACCCAUCUUCUUUAGCAUUGGAGAGCAUUCAGAUUCCAAGCAGCAUGAACCUUGGAUUCCUGUUGCGUGUCUGAGGAACACUGAAGAUAUCAAUUCUACAUUGGUCCGAGAAUUGUCAUCCCCAUUCACUACACACAGCUAGAGCGAUGAUAAAAUAUUUGCAUUAUAAAGGAAUGUGUGCUGAAAGUGCAGAAUGCCAAACACUUUCAUGCAGCACCUGGUGAUGACUGCUAUGCUGCAGUUUUGAUGAAUAUACUUUGAGUUUAACAACUGUAAAUUAAGGUUGUGUCAUACUUUAAUUAUUAGGAGUUUGAAGUAAGGGGAAGUACAACUGCCAUAUAUAGCACCAUUUGUCUAAUAGCUAUUAUUUAAGUCAAUAUAUGAUGUAGAAUGAUGUAGAAUACAAAGGUCUGUUAGAAUAUAAUCUAGAGAUUACGUUGUUAGUUUUGGUGUUUUGCUUAGCACAUUAUUAUAGUUAUUGUGUUCAGUGUCCUCCGACAAUGCUGAACUAUAACAUUUAGCACUGCACCGUAUAGUGUUGAGUUGUAAUUCACUAAACAAUAUUUCAUGUCAACUUUACACCUUUUUCAAAGUCGUUUUAAACUUAAUUUAUGCAAGUAAUAAUCACUAUUUUAAGUUCCAAAUUUCACUUAAAGCACAAAAGCACACAAAAGGGCAAAAUAUUAAAUUCUCAGAUAAAUCAUAAAGGCAUUUGGCAACAGGAAAACAAAUUAUAGGUUGAACAAUAGAUUUUUUUUCAGUACGUGAAUUCAUAGCUUCUUUCCCUUUUAAAUGCGCCUUAAUGGAAUUUCUUCCGACUUUGCAAUACAGGAAUUGCUCAAUUAUUUUAUUUGUUUGUAAUUGUGAAUGUUAUGUUUAAAGGGGACAACCACAGAAGUUGAGUUAGAAGUUUUUUUUCCCCAGUAUUUGCAAUACAGUGUUUAAUGACCUCAGGGGUCAGACAUCAUGCAGGCUGCUGUGACUAUGAUGCAGGCAUCACCCUGAGAGGGCAGUCUCGAUCUCAACCGUGCCACACCCACCCACCACCACCACCACAAACACGUCCCCCACCCAGCCUCCAAAUUCCCAAUGAUGCUGGUCUAUUGUGGAUUCAGUUCUGAAAACGUUUAGCCUGGAUAUGCCCAAUUUAAGGAAAAUUGGUGCUGUGACUGGAAAUUGAACCAAUAUAGAGUUAAUAAUCACUUAUUGCACCCUUCAUUGUUUACACGUUUGAAGUUUUUAAAUGUAUUGAUCGAGCAUCCAAGUUCAGAAACCUGAUUUCCGAGCAAUGGUUUACGUAUCUGUCUGAUGUUAUAUGUGUCCCUAUUUAUAAUGCUACUGGAUACCUGAUAUUUAAUUGAAAGCAGAAAGCAAAAGUCUUUCUAGAUACAAUGGACUAAAGGUCAAUACGCUACUCUGUAGUUUAGAAAUUCCACAAUUAUCUCUCAAAUCAAUGUUGGUCAAUAUUUUGGUAGAAAUAUUUCUGAAUCCGUGAUGCAUCAUUGUCUGUUUUCUGUUUUUGCAUUUUUGUACAUUUCAAUCUAUUAAUGUCUUAAAAUAUAAAAUCCCCAGAUUUCUCUUUCACAACUAUUAGCUUCAUUCAACCCGUGACAGAAUCACCACAUGUAUUGGUGAUCCUAAAAAUAAUAAUAACCUUUGGUUAUACAUAAACAUGUGUUUGUGAAGGGGACAAGUUCUGGAGACAGAAAAAAACAUCCUUAAAGAAAGAUUGCCUGGGAAAUCAAUUUGUACUAGAAUAGUAGUUGUCACUCCACAAAACUCAACCUAUUCUACAACAGUAUUUUUUCUUUGUUUUCAAAAUAAUAUUAAAGCCAGGGUACAAAGUAAAAGUUGCGUUAUGAACCUCAGCGCAUGUAGAACAAUGUAAAAAUUGCAUUGCUCCUUAAUGAUGUUGAGAAAAUAUGAAGGCAAUCUUCCUUUGAAAUAUUGGUUGUGCACUUUAGUUAAAUCCUAUGCGUAUAUAUAGUUUUCUGUUUCCUGCUUAUAUUGUAUUUUACUUUUUUGUAUCAUAAACUGUUAUGAAACGUAAGUACAUUACUAGUGGUUAGUGCUAAGGAACUGGAGAUAUUUAAAAUAUCAACAACAGCUAGGUGAAACCAAUUGCUGUUGUAUUACCUAGAUCACUAAUGUUGACCAUGGAUGAUUACUUCUGUACUUAACCAGCUAGCAAACAAUGAGUAUGAUAUUGAUGUACAGAAAAGUUAUGACAACCCUGUAGCAUUUCCCGUUUGUUGCAAUUAGUAAACGUGUGCAUCAUGGCAAAUGUAUAUUGAACUAGGUACUAAGGUAAUGUCCAACUUGUAAAAACAAAUAAAAAUUUCAACAGUA
Molecule: messenger RNA, 10845 nt
Organism: Chiloscyllium plagiosum (whitespotted bambooshark)
Lineage: Eukaryota; Metazoa; Chordata; Chondrichthyes; Orectolobiformes; Hemiscylliidae
Source: RefSeq, a predicted model, not a curated record